AUGGGUACGACGAAAAGACUAAAGAUUACAGUGGUUGGAGAUGGUAUGGUAGGGAAAACUUGUCUUCUCUACGUGUACACUAGAAAUGAAUUUCCUGAAGAAUAUGUCCCUACGGUGUUUGACAAUUAUGUGGGUCAUAUCACUGUCGAUGGUGAGGAAGUAGAGAUGGCGCUAUGGGAUACGGCUGGUCAAGAGGAUUAUGAACGACUAAGGCCUUUAUCAUACAAUAACACAAACUGUUUCCUAGUGUGCUACUCGGUCGGAAGCCGGUCGUCGUACGAAAACGUUGUUCACAAGUGGUACCCCGAAUUAAAACACUUUAGUGCCUCCGUGCCGGUCGUGUUAGUAGCAACUAAAAUAGACUUGAGGUCAUCCGGCAAAGCGGUUAUUACAACGCAAGAAGGAAAAAAAUUAAAGAGGAAAAUACGGGCUGCACAACUUGUGGAAUGUUCAGCUUUAGAGCGUGUCAACCUGAACGAAGUCUUCGAAGAAGCUGUUCGUGCCGCUCUACGGAAAAAACCCGUUCACAAACGCACCUGCCAAUAUCUUUGA
Molecule: messenger RNA, 552 nt
Organism: Parnassius mnemosyne (clouded apollo)
Lineage: Eukaryota; Metazoa; Arthropoda; Insecta; Lepidoptera; Papilionidae
Source: the annotation of a GenBank genome assembly